CUCAUUCCCUUUGAGAAUUAUUCAUUCUGGGAACUCUGCACGAAAUUAUUGAAACUGUCAUUAUUGUGCGGAACAAAACAUCUAAAACCGAGACGAUAGUUUGUUUUGCAUUCAUCGAAACCUGAUGUAUUUUCUCUAAAAUACUCGACCAUGGCUUCGUCAGUGAAUAUUGAAACUACCUGUCGUAUCUGCAUGCAAAGUACUAUCGAUGGAAGGUCGAUUUUCGGUGAUUUCGAAGAUACAACAAUUGCCUGCGUUGUGGAGGAGUGUACAGCCGUGAAGAUAUUCAAAGAUGAAUCUCUUCCACAUAAAAUAUGCAACCAAUGUUUCGAGGAACUGUCGUGUUAUGUUAAUUUUAUUAAGAAAGCAAGACAAGCCGACAAAACACUGAGAAAGCAGUUGAAAACAACUUUCGGCAAUGACAACAUGGAACUAGCUAUUGUACUGACCGAUAUUUUUAAGCAAGACUUCAAAUCGGAAAGAGUAGAAUCGGACAGUGAUCAUUUCGAACCAGCAGCAGAUGCCGAUACAAAUACAGAUAAUUCAUUCUACAUGAUGGUCGAGCUGGGCAGUUCGCCGCAGAAAGAACGUAAGAAACGGGGUCGUAAAGCGCAACCAAAACCCGAACCGGAACCAGAUAUCUUGGAUGAAAUAGAGCAACGUACCUUCGAACGAGUAGCUAUACCGCAAGGGGAUUUUGUAUGCUGCGGGUGUUUCCAAAAUUUUGCUACUUUGGAUGAUCUGCAACAGCACGGUGCCACUGCUCACAGUAAGAAUCGUCCGGUCAAUACCAUCAAAGAGCACGUUUGUAAAAUUUGCUUUCGACGCUAUUUCACUCAAAAAGCCAUCGCAGAGCAUCGAGAUAAAAUUCAACGUAUGAUUGUUUAUGAAUGUAAAGUUUGUCAGAUGCGAUACACCCAACCGAACAAAAGACGAGUACACGCCCAUAAUCACGACAAGAAUGAUAAGAUUCUAUCGGAAGAAGCGAGAGCUGCACUUGGUAAGCUGUGUUGUGCGAUUGGUUGCAACGACUCAUUUUCCACGGAUGAAUUGCUCAUUCAGCAUGCUCAAAUAGCACAUAAGUUCAAUGCGAUUGAGGCACAGAUGAAAUACAGUCCGGAACGUCCGAUUGGGUGUGACAUUUGCCAUAAACAUUUCCCGACCGAACAAGCACUCGAGCACCAUCGAAUUCGAAAGUAUCUGCCCAGAAAGCACCAGUGUUCGAUGUGUGGUGAAAAGUUUAUGUCCCCCGGUUCUCUUGUUCACCACGAACUGAUCCAUCAGAACGAGAGAAAUGUUGAGUGUCAGAUUUGUCCGAAACGGUUCUACACCAUGAAACAGUUGAAGGACCAUUUGAGAAAGCACCUGGCGCCAUCGAAGUUCAUCUGCGCUCGCUGUGGGAAGGCAUUCAAACAAAGGAACUCGCUGAACGCUCACAUGUUGGCCCACGACGGGAAGCUACCGUAUGUGUGCGAGGUGUGCAACAAGGCAUUCCGGGUGAAAAACAAACUGCAAUACCAUAUGCGGACACACACGGGGGAAAGACCUUACCCGUGCCGAUACUGCGAAGCGGCGUUCGCAGAGUCCACCAAUAGAAUGCGGCAUGAAUUGAUACAUUUUAAGGAAAAAAAUCGACAGUAACAGCGAUCAGAGUCAUGGGCGGGAAGGCAUUUGUAACGUUGAAGUUAGAAAGAAAGCUUGAAUUCCCGACUAGCAAUAGCAUAAUAUUAAACUUCUAAGAUCUAAGAUGAGAGCUUCUAGCUAAAUCAUCAUUUUUUAUUUUCGUUUGUUUUCUAUUUGUUUUCUUUCGACGUACUGUAAUUAGUAAGAAAAUAAAAACAA
Malaya genurostris is the source of this 1842-nucleotide messenger RNA. RefSeq names its product zinc finger protein OZF-like. The transcript has 3 exons. Gene Ontology annotation, cellular component: nucleus. Gene Ontology annotation, biological process: regulation of transcription by RNA polymerase II. NCBI's taxonomy places the organism in Eukaryota, Metazoa, Arthropoda, Insecta, Diptera, Culicidae. Gene Ontology annotation, molecular function: DNA-binding transcription factor activity; zinc ion binding; RNA polymerase II cis-regulatory region sequence-specific DNA binding. The record is from RefSeq and is a predicted model, not a curated record. Bases 151 to 1641 code for a protein of 496 amino acids.